Messenger RNA from Mangifera indica (mango), 2415 nucleotides. Its product is annotated as F-box/LRR-repeat MAX2 homolog A-like. NCBI's taxonomy places the organism in Eukaryota, Viridiplantae, Streptophyta, Magnoliopsida, Sapindales, Anacardiaceae. The coding region runs from base 131 to 2230 and encodes 699 amino acids. Gene Ontology annotation, cellular component: SCF ubiquitin ligase complex. Gene Ontology annotation, molecular function: protein binding. The record is from RefSeq and is a predicted model, not a curated record. The transcript has a single exon. Gene Ontology annotation, biological process: SCF-dependent proteasomal ubiquitin-dependent protein catabolic process.
AAUCCCCCGCAGUACCAAACAUGCCCAUCCCUGUCACGUGCCUUCCUCUGCCCCUUGGCUCACCAUCCAUCUUUCUACUUACAUUUUUACCUCUUCUUCCUCAGGAAAAGGCGUGACCUCACUCUCUCUGAUGGCUGCACCCUCUACUACUUCCAUCACUGAUCUCCCUGACGUUAUUCUCUCUAUCAUUUUCGCUUCCAUCACCGAUACACGCUCUCGUAAUUCCCUCUCUUUGGUCAGCCAGAGGUUCCAUUUGCUCGAGAGGAUCACGCGCACUUUUCUCACGCUCAGAGGCAACGCUCGUUAUCUCUACUUGAUCCCUAACGCUUUCAGAUCCGUCACCGACUUGGACCUUUCUCUUCUCUCUCCUUGGGGUCACUCGCUGCUCUCUUCCUCUUCGCCUUCUGAUCUUCUCUUGGCUCAGCGUUUAAGGCAGGCUUUUCCUUCCGUCACAUCUCUCACGCUCUACUGCCGAUCUCCCGCCACUCUCCGGAAUUUACUUCCUCAGUGGCCCAGAUUGAGCCACCUCAAAUUAGUCCGUUGGCAUCAACGCCCGCAGUCCGAUAUCGGAGCUGAUUUUUAUCCGUUGUUUGAACAAUGUAAAUCACUUACGUCUCUUGAUGUUUCCACUUUCUAUUACUGGACAGAAGAUCUCCCUCCGGUGCUGCAAGCUUUUCCAAAUAUAUCAGCGAAUAUCACGCACUUGAAUCUUCUCACGACGUCGUUUAUGGAAGGUUUUAAGUCGCAGGAGAUUCAAGAUAUCACUGCAGCUUGCCCCAAUCUCAACAAGUUUCUGGUUGCGUGUAUGUUUGAUCCGAGGUACAUUGGUUUCGUCGGUGACGAAACUUUAUCGGCUGUCGCAACUAAUUGUCCCAAACUGACGCUUCUGCACUUAGCCGACACGUCGUCCUUGACUAAUCAGAGAGGAGAUCCGGAAAGUGAUGGCUUUACUUCGGAGGACGCAAGAAUCAGUCGAGAAACUUUAAUACAGCUUUUCAAUGGCUUGCCUUUGCUUGAAGAGUCGGUUCUCGAUGUCUGCAAGAAUGUCAGAGAAAGCGGCUCCGCUCUCGAGCUGCUAAAGUCGAAGUGCCCGAAUCUCAGGGCGCUUAAGUUAGGGCAGUUUCAUGGAAUUUGCUUGGCCAUCGGUUCGCAGCUCGAUGGGGUCGCGUUGUGUGGACGUCUCGAGUCUUUGUCUAUAAAGAACUGCGGAGACUUGAAUGAUAUGGGUUUGAUAGCCAUCGGGAGAGGAUGUUGUAGAUUGGCUAAGUUUGAAGUUGAAGGGUGCAAGAAUAUUACAGUUAAAGGUUUUAGAACAAUGGCUUGUUUGCUUCAGAAGACUCUGGUUGACGUAAGGAUUUCUUGUUGUAAGAACCUUGAUGCUGUGGCAUGUUGUAGAGCUUUGGAGCCGAUCCGCGAUCGUAUUCAAAAACUGCAUAUUGAUUGUAUAUGGAAUGGAGUGGCAGAGAGCCAUAGUUCAGCUUCAGAUUUUCUCAGUUUUGACCUUAACGUAGUGAAUGAUGAGGGUAGUUCCUUUUCUGAAGAUACUGAUAGCAAGAAGAAACGAAAAUACUGUUUUGAUGGCGGGGGUAAUUCUAUGCAAAGCAAUGGAAAUGGGUCUCGGUUCAAGACAUGGGGAAGCUUGAAAAGCCUCUCGGUUUGGAUUGAAGUUGGUGACCUCUUAACGCCAUUGCCAAAUGUGGGUCUUGAUGACUGUCCAAAUUUAGAGGAAAUUAUUAUAAAGGUGGAAGGAGAUACCCGGAGACAGUACAAACCGUCGGAAUGUGCUUUUGGAUUGGGCUGUUUAGCGGUGUAUCCACGGCUGUCGAAAAUGAAACUAGAUUGUGGUGAAACAAUAGGCUUUGCUCUGACGGCGCCUUCGGGACAGAUGGAUUUGAGCUUGUGGGAGAGAUUUUUCUUGAAAGGAAUUGGGGAAUUGAGACUGAAUGAACUUGAUUAUUGGCCACCACAAGAUAGGGAUGUAAAUCACCGGAGUUUAUCACUGCCAGCCGCUGGAUUGCUGGCACAGUGCGUCACGCUGAGGAAGCUGUUCAUACACGGGACGGCUUAUGAACACUUUAUGAUGUUCCUUCCUCAUAUUCCUAAUCUGAGGGAUGUCCAACUUAGAGAAGAUUACUAUCCUGCACCAGAGACCGAUAUGAGUACGGAGAUGAGAGUGGACUCAUGCCGUCGCUUUGAAGAUGCGCUUAACAGAAAACGCAUAGAUGACUGAAUCAUAGUAACUAAUGAUAAGUGCUUGUUUAUCAUCAUACACAAAGCAUGAAUCGUUUUGAGUUGUAUAAAGUUUAUCAUUUUACAGUAGUUUUUCUUUUUUAAUAACCAGAUGUAACCAUGCGUGUAACACACAUAAUGUUAAAUUUCAACAAUUAAAGAGAGAAAUGACUCCACUUCACUCUA